Messenger RNA from Owenia fusiformis, 889 nucleotides. The record is from the annotation of a GenBank genome assembly. Lineage: Eukaryota; Metazoa; Annelida; Polychaeta; Sabellida; Oweniidae.
UUCCUUCUCGAUGUUGCAUUGAGUUUAUCGUUAAUUGAUAAAGAAGUAGUGUUCCUUUUAGCGGAGGGAUCUGAAAUCAACAGGUGCGUUCUUUGUCUCAAGGUCAAACAACCAGGAAGAGUAAAAUCGAGAAUUUAUUAGAAAUCAUAUACUUUCGCUCACUUAGCUAGGCCAAUUAGGAACAAUAUAAAGAGAACAAUAAAUCAUGACUGACGCUGCUCCACCAACCUAUGGUUCGGUUGCACAACAGAACCCAGCAGCAACACCAGCAACGAAUCCUACAUUCACAACCGAAUCAAACCAGAUGCAACCAGGCGGUGGCUCCACCUAUCCACCAGCAGUUCAACCUCCUGCACCCGUACAAGCCCCAGGUGCCCAAGCUGCUGGUGGUGCCCCCUAUGCUACACCUUACCCCCAACCGGGACAGCAAAUGCCUGGCAAGGAAUACCCACAGGAGCCCCCACCAAAGUAUGAGGCCCCUGGUGGUGCGGGAGCUCCUGGGUAUCCACCCCAGGGGGCCUAUCCUCCACAAGGAUCAUACCCACAGGGCUCAUACCCUCAAGGUUACCAACAGCAGACAGUCAUGGCCCAACCCGUACAACAGACAGUGAUCGUGCAGUCUUCCCAACUCGGCCCCCAUCCUAAAAUGAUGGAAUGCCCACAUUGUCAUGCUACAGUAACAACUACAGUCACAUACCAGUCUGGAGGCCUCACUUGGCUAUCUGCAGGCCUUCUUUGUUUAUUUGGCUGUUGGAUGGGCUGCUGUUUGAUUCCGUUCUGUAUCGAUGACUUGCAGGAUGCCGACCACGGCUUCUGUGAUCGUCACUUUUUGAACACUCCUCGAAGAAUGGGUCUGCUGCUUGUGUUUCAUCCCGCUGUGCAUCAAUGA